CGGAAAGCCACAGCGCGCAGACGCGACACGCCAGACUCGCGCCAGCGCGCCGUAAGUGCGCAGGCGCGCCGGCCGUCUCUUUGCUGCUCUUCCUUCUCCGGUCUCCAGACGUCAGCGGCCGUUGGGCCCUAUGUCGCGCCGGGCCCUCCGGAGGCUGCGGGGGGAACAGCGCGGCCAGGAGCCCCUCGGGCCGGGCGCCCUGCAGUUUGCCCUCCGUGAUGACGAUGAUGUGGAAGAAGAAGGCCCAAAGCGGGAGCCCGGUGGCCAGCGCCCCCGGGGCGCAGCGAAGGAGGGCGUCCGAGUUAACAACCGGUUCGAGCUGAUCAACAUCGAGGACCUCGAGGAGGGACCUGUGGUGAACGGGGAGAGGUCUGAUUGUCUGCUCACAGACGCUGUGGUGUCAAGGAACAAAAGGAGGUCCCCGAGUGGAAGCACAGAAACCAAGAGAGAUGGAGAAGCAGCUGACAGGGCAGCGCUCCCCGAGCAGUCUAAUAUAAGUGGCAAACUCCGAAAGAAGAAAAAGAAACAGAAAAGUAAGAAAAACGCUACGGGAGAAACUUCGGAGAAUGGGCUGGAAGAUAUCGACCGGAUCUUAGAGAGGAUUGAGGACAGCAGUGGUUUGAACCGCCCGGGCCCGCCUCCCCUGAGCUCGAAGAAGCACGUCCUGUAUGUGGAGCACAGACACUUGAAUCCAGACACAGAACUGAAAAGGUAUUUUGGUGCUCGAGCUGUCCUGGGGGAACAGAGGCCGCGGCAGAGACAACGUGUGUAUCCCAAGUGUACGUGGCUGACGACCCCUAAGAGCACCUGGCCCCGGUACAGCAAGCCAGGUCUGUCGAUGCGGCUGCUGGAGUCCAGGAAAGGCCUCUCCUCCUUUGCAUUUGAGCACAGCGAGGAGUACCAGCAGACACAGCACAAGUUCCUGGCUGCUGUGGAGUCCAUGGAGCCCAACAACAUCGUGGUUCUGCUCCAGACGAGCCCCUAUCAUGUCGACUCGCUCCUGCAGCUCAGUGACGCUUGCCGGUUUCAGGAGGACCAGGAGAUGGCUCGAGACCUUGUAGAGAGAGCACUAUACAGCAUGGAGUGCGCAUUCCACCCCUUGUUCAGCCUCACCAGUGGGACCUGCCGGCUGGACUACCGCAGACCCGAGAACAGGAGCUUCUACCUGGCCCUCUACAAGCAGAUGAGCUUCCUGGAGAAGCGCGGCUGCCCACGCACGGCACUGGAGUACUGCAAGCUCAUCCUGAGCCUUGAACCCGACGAGGACCCCCUGUGCAUGCUGCUGCUCAUUGACCACCUGGCCCUGCGGGCACGGAACUACGAGUACCUGAUCCGCCUCUUCCAGGAGUGGGAGGCUCAUCGGAACCUGUCCCAGCUCCCCAAUUUUGCCUUCUCGGUGCCAUUGGCGUAUUUCCUGCUGAGUCAGCAAGCGGACCUUCCUGAGCAGGAGCUCAGCUCUGCGAGGGAAAAGGCCUCUCUCCUGAUCCGACAGGCGCUCACCAUGUUCCCCGGAGUCCUCAUGUCCUUGCUCGAGUACUGCAGCGUGCGGCCUGACGCCGCUGUUGCCAAUCACCGCUUCUUUGGACCCGACGCUGAGAUAAGUCAGCCCCCUGCCCUGAGCCAGCUGGUGAGCCUGUACCUUGGGAGGUCACACUUCCUCUGGAAGGAGCCUGCCACCAUGAGCUGGCUGGAGGAGAACGUCCGCGAGGUUCUGCAAGCAGUGGAUGCUGGGGACCCCGCUGUGGAAGUGUGUGAGAGCAGGCGGAAGGUGCUCUACCAGCGCGCCCCCAGAAACAUCCACCGCCAUGUGGUCCUCUCUGAGAUCAAAGAAGCUGUUGCGGCCCUGCCUCCGCAAGGGCCACUCCAGCUGGAACCAGCUGAAAGGCGGCUCGAGGAGGGCAGAGGCUCAGCAGCAGCGCUCUGUUGCAUCUCCGCUCUGUGUCCCUUUCUGAAGGAUGUGACCACACAGUCUGUGAUGGGCUUUGACCCUCUGCCACCUUUGGACACCAUCUACUCCUACGUCAGACCAGAGAGGUACCUCUCCGCCCCCGCUUUGCUCCUUUGCUUGUACAGCUCUGAGGCUAAGUCCCGUCAGCCACGGAAACACAAUCGCUCUCUUCUUUAGGUCGUUAUUGCCAAAUUACACCAUGGAGGGAGAGAGGCCGGAAGAUGGAGGGGCUGGGGGUCUGAACCACAACCAAGGCUUGAACAGGCUGAUGCUGGCCGUGCGAGACAUGAUGGCCAACUUCCACUUCCACGACCUGGAGGCGCCGCACGAGGACAACCCCGAGGGAGACGGGGAGUGGGACUGAGGAGUGGGACUGGCCGGCGCCGCUGCCCCCAACGCUGUACAAUUAUGUUCCUGAUUUCUGUUCUGGUCCGAAUUGGCCAGUUCCCUGAAGUAGAAAUGCUGAUGUGUUGUCCACCUGCCUCUUCUUUUUCUCCUAUAAACAUGAUGGGUUACA
This is a messenger RNA of Equus caballus (horse), 2465 nucleotides long. The record is from RefSeq and is a predicted model, not a curated record. Lineage: Eukaryota; Metazoa; Chordata; Mammalia; Perissodactyla; Equidae.